AUGAUUAAACAACUUUGUGACGUGUGGUUUGGGACUUAUAAGUUGUUUGCUUCUUCACCUCGUUUCCAAAAGGAGGGUACUAAACAACCGAAAAAGCAGAUUGUGUCCAAAAUUGUUGAUCAUCCAAUUCAUACUUUUCAUGUUCCCUCCCCUGUUAAAUCGUAUAUAAGUAUAGUAAAGGGAACUGCUUUGGAGAAUUGUAGUAAAACACAGAUGGAGGAGAUUAUUGAUUUAUCUUCUAGAGAUUUUGUUAUGGAAAAAGGUAAAUGUGCUUGUUUGGUGAAGGCGAUAGAUUUUCUCACUCUGCCUAACUUGUAUAUGCUUUGUUUAGAAGAAAGGUUUCAAGACUUUGAUAUGAAAUAUGUUGAUGGUUUAUGGGUACUGAUUGGAUUCAAAUCUAAGCAUGCAUGCUUGUAA
Molecule: messenger RNA, 417 nt
Organism: Lactuca saligna
Lineage: Eukaryota; Viridiplantae; Streptophyta; Magnoliopsida; Asterales; Asteraceae
Source: the annotation of a GenBank genome assembly